AUGACUACGUCGUCCAGUACUCCAGAAGAGAUGAAAGGAGUUGUACAAGAAACUCCCCCUACUGAGCCGAAAUCUUGCCUGACGAUUUCGAACUUCGUUGAGGCGCCGGUUCAUGGACCCAAUCUCGCACUCAAUCUGUUUGAUUGUUUGAAGGAGGAGGGCGCAGUGACCAUUCCCACGCAGCCGCCGGAAUCUUCUACCGUGGCACUCGAAAAGCAGCCGGAGAAGCGUUCUUUCUCUUGCAAGUAUUGCAGUAAAAAGUUUUCCAAUUCACAAGCGCUCGGCGGCCAUCAAAACGCCCACAAACACGAGCGAGCGGCCAAGAAGAAGGAGAAAGUAAUGUAUAUUUCUCCUGGCUUUGAACACGUGGAUCCUAUGUCUUUCCCGUAUUCGGUAAUGGGAAAAACCCUAGGGGUUCAGCCGCAUUCAAUGAUUCAUAAGCCAACCUAUAACGACGGUUGGGCGCGUGGUGGACUCGGGCAUGGCUAUCAAGGGUGGCAAACGCAGGCUAAUAUUUUUCAACCACAAUGCCUGGCGGCAAGCGGUGAGCGCCGUCGACCUUUGGAUGUGACUGGCUUCACCAGUAGGAAUUCGAAUUCAAACGGCGGCGGCAUGUCUGGAGGUGUGUCUCUAAUUAUGGGACCUUUUCCUAAUACGAUUACCAAUGGCAUUUAUCGUCAGGGUAGCACUACUUCUUCCCAGAAUCUGCAGUGCGAAACGCCUGGAGUUCUUGACUUGUCGCUCAAGCUUUAA
Alnus glutinosa is the source of this 753-nucleotide messenger RNA. RefSeq names its product zinc finger protein 1-like. The coding region runs from base 1 to 753 and encodes 250 amino acids. The record is from RefSeq and is a predicted model, not a curated record. Lineage: Eukaryota; Viridiplantae; Streptophyta; Magnoliopsida; Fagales; Betulaceae. Gene Ontology annotation, biological process: negative regulation of abscisic acid-activated signaling pathway. The transcript has a single exon.